UACAAAAGGAUACUGCUUAUUGUUUCACAUUCACAAGAUUUCAUGAAUGGUGUUUGCACCAACAUCAUCCAUCUGUUCCAGAAGAAGCUCGAAUAUUAUGGGGGUAAUUAUGAUACGUACGUACGUACGCGAACAGAACUUCUCGAGAAUCAAAUGAAGCGUUACAAAUGGGAACAGGAUCAGCUACAACACAUGAAGGAAUAUAUUGCGCGAUUUGGCCACGGUAGCGCCAAAUUGGCUCGUCAGGCUCAGAGUAAGGAGAAAACAAUGGCCAAAAUGGUGGCUGGUGGACUUACCGAAAAAGUUGUUGCGGAGAAGCCACUGAUUUACAAAGAUCUCGAUUUUGGUAUUGAUCUCGAUACGCGUAUUGCUCUGGUUGGCCCGAAUGGGGCCGGCAAAUCGACGUUGCUGAAACUGAUAUCGGGUGAUGUUAUGCCAUCAAAUGGCUUAAUAAGACGGCAUUCGCAUUGCAAAAUCGGGCGCUAUCAUCAAGUAGGUUGGGACUGCUCCUUCUUUGAUUAUUUUGAGUGA
Molecule: messenger RNA, 531 nt
Organism: Gongylonema pulchrum
Lineage: Eukaryota; Metazoa; Nematoda; Chromadorea; Rhabditida; Gongylonematidae
Source: the annotation of a GenBank genome assembly